Molecule: messenger RNA, 1815 nt
Organism: Aspergillus clavatus NRRL 1
Lineage: Eukaryota; Fungi; Ascomycota; Eurotiomycetes; Eurotiales; Aspergillaceae
Product: F-box domain protein
Exons: 3
Coding region: 1-1815 (604 amino acids)
Molecular function (GO): protein binding; DNA binding
Source: RefSeq, a predicted model, not a curated record
AUGGUUUCUUCUCUCAAUGAUAUUCCUGAAGAAAUACUCUAUAUUAUCAUAUGCUACUGCACCCCUCAUACAUCAGCAGCUCUAUCUCGAACUGCGCGCAGAUUGAAUAACGCAGUGAAUGAACCGUCGAUUUGGAGAUAUUACUGUCAAACUUAUUUUAAAUUCUGGGAUCCUAAACAUGACAUGCAAAGGAGACUUGGAGACCCCCCCUCCCUGGUAGACUGGAGAGGAUUAUUCAUUGCUCGAUGCCAUGUGGAUCGCACAAUCAACAAUUUACUGGAUAGUAUUCUACAAAGACAAACCGGAAGAAUCAAGAAAUUUCGAGCAGCCAUCAGUCUUGGAUACGACAUCAAAGAUGCUCUCCUGCGCCACAUGUCUGUAGGAUUCGAAGCUGACGACUACCUGUCCAGAAGGUAUUCACCCUGCGGAUCUUUGCUACGGACAUAUUUUCUUAGACUCACAUACUAUCACUGGAUCCAAAGGUACUAUGCAAAAGCCCUACUAACCUGCCUCCAUCGACGUAUCGCUGUUCAAGAAUGGGCAAAACUCAGAAAUGGAGAAUCCCUGUCAUUACAAAGGGCUCUGGGCGCAUUCGACCUAUUCAUCCCAGAGAGUGGGUUUGGAAACUUGGAUGAAGUCAUCACUAAGCUUGAUGAAAUUGCUGCGCAAAUAUUAACAUGUUGCCCUAAUAUUAAUCAGUACACCCCUCGCGAAAAAGCUCGCACCGUCGCGUCAUACCUUAGAGCAAGCAAUCUGACAGGUAUCCAGAUAGGACGCGACUACCACUGCUUGCAGCACCAUUUUCUAGGAUUUGCCUUGAACGACCCAGAGCACAAUUCCCUUCCGCUAAUCUCGGCAGCUAUUUAUUGCUAUAUUGCUCAAAAAGUAAAUCUAGAUGCCCGGCCAUGUGGUUUCCCUUUUCAUGUCCAUGUGGUUGUCAUGCCACCUAUCGGCCGGGAUAUUGACGGCAAAGUCCGCGACUCUACGACAAAUGUUGAACCGAUUUACAUGGAUCCAUUCCGCUCUGAGAAGGAAAUGCCUAUUGAGAAUAUGCAAAAUCAGCUGAACAUCCUAGGAGCAUCAACGGCUGAACAGUCCACAUUUCUUGGCGCAUCCACUGUUGCAGAUAUUGUGCUGCGUUGUGGCAGGAACAUACUGAACUCUGUUCAACACAUAUCUCAAUCUCCGAACUCGCGAGGAUCAGCAAUAGAUGCUGUUGCUGCAAAAUAUGCCGCUCUGUGGUCAUUCUUGUUGUUUUCAACUCCCUCUCGACCAGCAGAACUUAGACAUUACCUGCCCUGGUUCAUGGAGCUGUUCGCGACGGAUUUUCCUUCGGAUAUUGACAUUAUCGAGCAAUACAUUGUGCCGUUGUUUGAAGGGACGCUUGAGUAUGAGCAUAUACUUGAAAGCCUUCAUGUAAUGCGAGCUGUGGAUGAAAUUCCUAAGCAGAUCAGGCGCCGAACGACGAAGCACCUUCGUGUAAAAUACAGGAUAGGCCAGGUCUUUUGCCACCGCCGGUACAACUACACGGCAAUCAUCACAGGCUGGGACACGGAGUGUGAUGCGGGUGAACAGUGGAUGAGAAGAAUGGGCAUUGAUCGCUUGCAGGCCGGCAGACAACAGAGUUUCUACCAUGUCCUGGCCGAGGAUAAGACUGUUCGCUAUGUUGCAGAAGAAAAUGUCCAGAUACUUACUCCUCACUUGUCGGAUUUGCCCACAGCCCUUGUCGAAACUGCGGGGAAGCAGUUCAGCCGGUGGGAUGAUACUCGUCGAAGAUUUGUCAGUAACAUUCGGGAUGAGUACCCAGAUGACUGA